AUGGCCAAAGGAAACAAGGGCAACAAGCGGUCAAUCAACCCGGCAGAUCUCACGCCGGAAUACAUUGCCGAGCAGCGAGCUCUGCGAGAAGAGCGUAAGAAGAAGAAGCUGGAGGAAGCUCUGGCCCGAGGAGAGAUCCCUGAGAGCGAAAAGAAGGAGCCCACGGCGUUCCUGACUCGAGAAAUGGUUUAUGUCAACACAGAUGCAGGCUCGAAAGACCACAUCUUCACCAUCAUGACAUACAACACUCUGGGACAGACUCUGAUCCGACGUAAACUGUUUCCCGAAAACGGAGACGCUUUGAAAUGGAAGUGGCGGUCCACUAUUCUGCAGAAGGAAGUCACACAUUACAACCCCACUAUCAUGGUGUGCCAGGAGGUGGACGCAGAGAAAUACAACUGGUGGAACGAGUUUCUCAGCAAACAUGGGUACGACAGUGUCUUUAGCACAUACGAGGGAAAGAACCAUGGACUCAUGUGUGCCUGGAAGAAGGACAUGUUUGAAUUUGAAAACAAACAGGCAAUUGAGUACGACCAUGUGAUCAUGGAGAACCUGCCUGUGCAGUUCAAGACCCGAAACACAGGUCUGAUUGUGCAGUUGAAACAUGCUGUCACAGCCAAGACGAUUAUCGUGGCGACCACUCAUCUGUUCUGGCAUCCCAUGGGCUCAUUUGAACGUACCAAACAAACUGCCAUGUUGUUACGUGCAUCUCAGAAGUACGUGGAGGAUUUGGAUGCCGAGAAGGGCACGAAAUCCAUUCUUGUGGUAGCUGGAGAUUUCAACUCCACUCCCUGGGACGGUCCCUACGUCGGAGCUACCAUGCACAAGUUCGACGAGAUUACGCGGCCCAUUUUAAGUGCUUCUCUGCAGUACAAGUUCACUCGAAAGAGCAAGGAGCAAAAGGCUGCUGAAGCUGCAAAGGCAGACGCGAUUGCAAAGGGAGAACCUCUUCCUGAGGAGCCUGAACCCGAAGAAGACGAGGGGGAUGGCGAGUUAGAAGCUCUAGGGGACGUUGUCAUUUCAGAGGAGGAUGCAGAGGCCCACAUUCAGACCCUUGAGAAUGAAUUCAGAAAGCUGCCUGUACUCAACUCUCUGUAUGGCAGCUACACAGAUGUUGUUCCUGAAGCCUCCAAGGAGCCCGUUGGCAAGCACAAGAAGGAGCCUCGCUUCAGUAACUGGGCCCACGCCUGGAGGGGUCUUUUGGACUACAUUUUCGUUUCGUCCAACAACAGCGAUGAGGUCCAGGUCAAGAGUCUGUUGAAGAUGCCCCUUGAGGAGGAUAUGGGGCCCGAGCCCAGUGGUCAGCCUCGCAUUGACAUGUAUCCUUCAGAUCAUCUUGCUAUCAUGGCUGAAGUUGAGCUGAAGUGA
This is a messenger RNA of Yarrowia lipolytica CLIB122, 1368 nucleotides long. RefSeq lists its product as uncharacterized. The record is from RefSeq and is a predicted model, not a curated record. Gene Ontology annotation, molecular function: poly(A)-specific ribonuclease activity. Lineage: Eukaryota; Fungi; Ascomycota; Dipodascomycetes; Dipodascales.